Messenger RNA from Saxophila tyrrhenica, 1218 nucleotides. RefSeq lists its product as uncharacterized. NCBI's taxonomy places the organism in Eukaryota, Fungi, Ascomycota, Dothideomycetes, Mycosphaerellales, Extremaceae. Bases 1 to 1218 code for a protein of 405 amino acids. The transcript has 2 exons. The record is from RefSeq and is a predicted model, not a curated record.
AUGGCCGCCGGUCGACCAAACAUGGACAACGGUCUCCCACAACCUGAAGACCUGGAGCGCCUAUCUGCUGCUCCAGACGAUGCCGUUACAGACGGUGGUGUUACCGACGAUGAAGCCGCAGACGACGACUCUGCAGAUGAUGGUGCUACCAAUGAUGCCACCACCAACGAUGCCAUAACCAACGAUGCCAUCACCAACGAUGCCGCCACCAACGAUGCAGCUACAACAGACACGAGACCAGAAGUGAAUACGGGGCUACCGAGACCCCAAGACUUUGUGCGCCUGCCCGGCGUCACCGACGAUGCGCUCAAAGAGGACCUUCUGGGCAUCGGCUUCGGCGAAGAGAAGACCAACCAGAUGAUCAAGCAGCCGCAGCCUUUCUCCGACCCGUGGAAGGAUGUACUCUUUAGUAAGGAAGGGGUCUUUCAGGAAGCACGCUUGAAGAGGGAGGGUGCUGAGCGCGCGCGAAAGAAGCGCAAAAGAGACGACGCUUAUGAGCCGUUGUUCUUGAAGGAGGGAUCUGACUGGGCUCUCUACGACCCUGGAUAUUACAGCUACCCAUCAUCGCCCGGCUGGAAGGCACCACGCAUGUUCAGAGAUUUCGAAUCCUACAAGCCCGGCAACAAGCGCGUCGUUGAGAUCAAUGUGCAGUCGUCCAACGUGCGCAUCAGAUCGACCCCGACCAUGCUCCUCGACAGGCGCAUCGACUACCAGAUCAACGGCCCAAGGUUGGUGGGCGAUGAGGUUGAGGAACGUGCGACGAAGAGGACCGUAGGCAAUUUGAAGCAGCCCGCAAAGCGCAAACCGGGUCGUCCACCCAAACCGACGACGACUGCGUUAGGGCGUGUCUCCAAGCCGGCUAAGAAGACCACCGGAGCCUCCAACUUCACCUUGGUUGAGAAAGACGUAGGGAAGAGGAGCAGUCGUUCAGCUACGGCAGCGGCGGCGGCGUCGACGACGACAGAAGUGCGCCAAACGAGGAGCAGUCGAUCAGUAGAGGCGUCGGUGACGGCCACAACAGAAGCACCCGAAUUGACAAACGGUCGGUCUGCUACGGCGGCGGCGACGACCACGACAGAAGCGCCCCAGACGAGGAGCAGUCGGUCAGCUACUGACGCGGCAGCGACGACGGCAGAAGCGCCUCAAGUAAGGAAGACGGUUGUCAAGGAGGAGUCGGAAAAAGAAGACAGCGAGAGUGACCUGACGGACAUUGAGUGA